CUUUUGGAGAGACGUAAACGGCAGCAGCAGCAGCAGCAAGGUUGCUUCAUGUUUCGCAAGGCGGGGGCCGGGGGCGUGCCAAGUGACGAACUUACGGCCAACAAACAACAGCAGCGGCAACAAUAACAACAACAACAACAACAACGGCGGCAACAGCAACUGGCCCGUUUGGAGCAGCGCGCAUGCCACACACAGUUUAAAUAUGUGAAAUUAGUACAAAUCGUGAUUUCAACAGCGAACGACCGACGACGAACGACGAAGCGGCGAAAACAACAACAACAACGACGAACGUGUGUCGGGGGAUCGUAACGUCAACGUUUCGAGUGGCAACAGCAGCAGCAGCAGCAACAACAACACCGUCACGUCACGUCGCACCUUGCGCGCGCGCGCACUUUACAACCCCCCAAAAAAACAACCCCACCACACACAUAAAAGCGAGAGAGAGAGAGAGAGACAGACAGAAGGAAUUCAGCAACUUCCUUGCUUCCCCCAGCAACAACUUUCACCACACACACAAUGUCCAGCAGCGGCGCCGCAGCGCAGUACAAACUUGACGCCAACUCCAAUGCCAUCGUUUUGAUUACGGACGCUGCUGGCGCUGUCGCAGCGCUGCCACCGUCACCGUCAGCACCUGGCGAUCGCAUCGAAUGGUCGCGCGCCACAAUAUUGGGAUUCAUCGAGGACUAUCGACGUCAGCGCGUCCUUUGGGACCCCAACACAAAAGGCUAUCACAUCAAACAAACAAAAUACGAGGCGCUUAAGCUGCUGAGUGAGAAAUAUGGCACCGAAAUACGUUCGAUACGUUCGAAAAUUAAAUCGCUGCGCUCAUCAUUUCAUCGCGAGCAUGGCAAGGUGCUCAAUGGACGCAAUCGUGGUGUGCAUUAUCAGCCCAUGUGGUUUGCCUAUGAAGCGAUACGUUUCAUCUUGGAUGGUGACGUCGACGUCGACAGCAACGUCGCUGUCUUGGAUGCUGCUGCUGUCGUUGAGCCGGUUGCUGUUGAUUCGGAAGCGGCUGAUAAACUAGCCCUAAUGCAUAGCCUAGAUUUGGAACAGCUGACAGCUGCUGGCAAACAGCAACAGGUUGUUGAGCAGCAGCAACAGCAGCAGCAGCAGCAGCAAAGCGAAGAGUUCGCUGCUCGCGUCGCUGCUGCCGUCGCAGCUGUGGCAGCCGCUGCGGCAGCGAAUAUCAGGGAACGGGAUCAUCAUUUGCUGCUGGAUACCAACAACGAUGCAGCGACCUCCGAAGCUAACUCAAAUGGAUGUGCGGGCGUUGGCAGCGACGCGACUGCAGCAGCAGCAGCGGACGCAGCAGCAACUGCAUCAGUCUCAGCAGCCGUGACACGUUCCUCUUCCGAUUUGGACGGCGAGAAUUAUUGCAAUAUUAGCGCCGAAGAUGUGAAAACUGAAAUUAUCGAGCACGAAAGCGAGCUGGGACUGCUCGAUCGUCAGACGAGCACACCGCUAUCGCUGAGUUACUUCAAGCCCACGGAUCUGACAUACAAUCCUCGGAAGCGCAAGGCGCAGAAUCCGAUGGAUGACAAUGAUGAUGGUGGCAGUGAUUGUGGAGUGGGAGAUGCUGCUGCUGCUGCAGCUGGGCCAGCCGGUGUGGGCGUUGGCAUCGUUGGGGGCGUGGUUGGGGCUCUAACACUGACGCCAAUCAAAUCAUCAUCGAUGCAGUCGCAGUCGCAGUCGCUGUCGUCGCAACAGCAGCAGCUACAGUUGAACCACAGUCAGAUAGCAUUUCAUGCACUGCAACAACACUUUAGCCACAGCCACAAUCUCAGCCACAGCAGCCACAAUGGCAAUGGGCAUUCACAGCAGCACUUCCAUCACCAUCAUCAUCAGCAGCAACAGCAGCAGCAGCAGCAACAACAUUCCAAUAACAUGGCACAAAAACGUGAUCGUGAUCGUGAUCUCUCUUCCUCGCCAACUGAGGCCAACAACAACAGCAACAACAAUAACCACAGCAGCAGCAGCAAUAGCAACAAUAAUAACAAUCGUAAUUCGUCCACAUCCUUGGAGCUGACAACAGCGACAGCAGCAACAACCAGCAACAGCAGUAGCAGCAGCAGCGGCAUAUCCUCAAGCCUCAAGCUCAGCACCAACGCCAACAACAACAACAACAGCAGCAACAACAUCAGCAGCAAUCAUGUGGAUGAGUAUGGAGUGUUUGGGGAAUAUGUGGCCAUCACCAUACGUAAGCUAAAGACAUCAAAGUCAAAGAUUGUGGUCAAGCAUCUGAUCAAUAAUCUGCUCUACGAAGCAGAGCUGGGCAAAUAUGAUCAGGGCAUGCCAGCCUCCAAGGAGCCGCCGCAGCUCUACAAGAUGCAAUAGUCGAUAGUUAUCGAUAUCUAGUAAGCGGCUUGUAGUUAACAAAAAAAAAGAAGAAGAAAACAAAACAAA
This is a messenger RNA of Drosophila sulfurigaster albostrigata, 2403 nucleotides long. It is a transcript of the gene Dyro, whose product is annotated as GATA zinc finger domain-containing protein 7. The record is from RefSeq and is a predicted model, not a curated record. NCBI's taxonomy places the organism in Eukaryota, Metazoa, Arthropoda, Insecta, Diptera, Drosophilidae. The transcript has 4 exons. The coding region runs from base 517 to 2334 and encodes 605 amino acids.